UCUAAGCAAGUUGAGAAGAUUUUUGUCUCUACUAGGUUUUAGGUCAUGGUGUAUGGUUAGUUUUCUAUUUGGCUUUGGGAAGAGGAUGUGGACAAGAGAGCAUAAAAGCAAUGUCUAUCCACCCAAUCCCCUAAAUCGAGGUUACGAAGCGUUUGACAACACCAAUUACAAUGGUUUUUUGGAUGCAAUAUCAUGAAGAUAGAAUACUUAAAUGGAUAAAAUAACUUGGCAUUUAAGUGAUUUUCUUUUAUGGAGUAUCACAUUCAUACUUCUUAAUAUUUUUGUUAAAUUAAAAAUUUGAGUUGAUGAAUGACAAUCUUUUUAUCCACUAAAGUUUUCUUGAAUUAUUAAUCUUAAAAGAUAAAGCUGCUACUAAGCUAUUUUUCAGUGCAUAUGUUUCUAAAUGUGUUGCAGUCUUGCUCGGCAAUGUGCUCAACUUUGGUUGAAGACACAGGAAGCUCUUGGGCACCCAUUAGGAUUUUCCAAGGAAAAUGAUCUCUUGUUUCAAAAUAUUCCAAAUUCCCAAUUGCAGAAGGUAUUGGAACGUCCUGGAGCAUUUGUUCUUGAGAUUGGCACUGAAGAGAUGCCUCCUCAUGAUGUAGUUGAAGCAAGUAACCAGCUUAGAAGUCUCACUGUGGAGUACCUGAAAAAAAGAAGACUGAGUUGUGGAGAAGUUUCAUCAUAUGGUACACCACGCCGACUUGUGGUAAGAACUCGAAGCUCGAAAUGA
Messenger RNA from Zingiber officinale, 730 nucleotides. Its product is annotated as glycine--tRNA ligase, chloroplastic/mitochondrial 2-like. Gene Ontology annotation, cellular component: mitochondrion; chloroplast stroma; cytoplasm. The record is from RefSeq and is a predicted model, not a curated record. Gene Ontology annotation, biological process: glycyl-tRNA aminoacylation. Bases 404 to 730 code for a protein of 108 amino acids. Gene Ontology annotation, molecular function: glycine-tRNA ligase activity; ATP binding. The transcript has 3 exons. Lineage: Eukaryota; Viridiplantae; Streptophyta; Magnoliopsida; Zingiberales; Zingiberaceae.